Molecule: messenger RNA, 1702 nt
Organism: Caenorhabditis elegans
Lineage: Eukaryota; Metazoa; Nematoda; Chromadorea; Rhabditida; Rhabditidae
Gene: slc-25A29
Product: Mitochondrial carnitine/acylcarnitine carrier protein CACL
Exons: 8
Coding region: 176-1108 (310 amino acids)
Source: RefSeq, marked reviewed
AGCGCUCCGCCGAACCGUCGUCUUCUUCGUUUCUCGCCCUUUUUUAUCCGCAAUGUGUUUAUAACACAGGGCUCUGCUCAUAUUGCCUUCUUGGUUUUCCGAAAGUUUUAAAAUUUGAAACUUACUUCAAGUUGAAUAUCUAAAGAUUUCAAAUAAACAGUCAAACACUGUCAGAAUGAGUGCUCUUCUCGACUUGUUUGCCGGCUCUCUUGGAGGAGCCGCCGGAGUCCUUGCCGGUCAUCCCUUGGACACUGUAAAAGUUCGCCUUCAGACACAAAGUGGGCCAACACCGCAGUAUCGUGGCACAUUCCACUGUUUCAAGCUGAUAGUCCAAAAAGAGGGCUUUCGUGGAUUAUACAAAGGAAUGUCAUCACCACUUCUAUCCUUAUCUGCAAUCAAUGCAAUUGUAUUCGGAGUACAUGGAGGUACUUGCAGACAAAUGGAAGAUCCCGAUUCAAUAACUUCACAUUUUGUUGGUGGAUGUGCUGCUGGAAUGGCUCAAAGUGUAAUCGCAGCGCCGACGGAAAGAAUCAAGCUUCUUCUCCAGAUUCAAGAUGAUAAAGCUCACACGAAAUUCAAUGGGCCGAUCGAUGCAACAAAGCAAUUGCUAAGAACUCAUGGAUUGAAAUCUUUGACAAGAGGUUUCCUUGCCACAGUUGCUCGUGAUGCUCCAGCAUUCGGCGUCUACUUUGCUUCAUAUGAAUGGAUGGCUCGAUCAAUGUGUAAGGAUGGAGAAACAAGUACCCUAUCAAGUGGUCAACUUCUGUUUGCUGGUGGUACUGCUGGAAUGCUUUCAUGGUUGUUCAAUUAUCAAACUGAUAUUAUAAAGUCAAGAUUCCAAGCUGAUAAUUCGUACAAAUCAUACAUGCAUUGCAUCAAGCAAACAUAUCUGGAACGAGGCUAUCGAGGAUUCUUUGUUGGUCUCAAUUCGGCGCUUAUCAGAGCCUUCCCAUCAAACGCAGCAACAUUCUUCACAGUCGAAUGGACAUAUCGUAUUCUUCUUGACUUCAACGUUAUCGAUAAUGUAACUAAGGAAGCCGAAAAAAUAUGCGCUGAAAGCCAACUUCUACCGUUCGAGGAAUUGACGUUGUCAUAUCUUAUCCUGUGAUAAAAAUGGAUAAAAAUGGAUAGAACUGAGCCGACAUGCAACACUGACAAUCUGACAGUAGAAACAAAUAUCCAACUGACAAUCACUCACUCCGACCACUCAACCACCUACACGUAAAGAACAGGAAAAGACGUUUGUCACAACGUCACAAGAGAAAUGUAAACGCCUUCUAACACAAACCGACUUCUGGGCAACAAACAAUCACUUUUUGCUGCCUGAAGCAGGUUCAACUAUCGUCGACCCGAUGCUUCAUGGAUACCGAUUCUUCUGAAAAUCUUCAAUUUUACUUCUCUAAAACGGCCACCUACGCAAACAUCUUUUUGUCACGGAAUCAGAAUUUCAAUAUAUUCUGAUCGGUUAGCUUGUGUCGCAGAGGUCGGCUCGACGGGUUCCAAAUACCAAAAAAAAAACCAAUCAAUCUCAAAAGCCGACCUCUGAUCUCGAUUGUGCCAACCGAAACCGGUUUUAAUUGUUUUAUGGUAUUUUUGUUGUUAUUUGAAAAUCUUCUUGUAUACUUCUCAACGGGUACACAUCCACUUGACUUGUUCGCUUAUCCAAAAUAGGAACAUGACAAUAAAAUGAUUGUCUUAUCAA